GCUGGUCUGUCCUUUCUUGUUAGUUUGUGUCGACUCUGGGCGGUUCCGUCCUGACUUGCUCAACUUGAGAGGAAGAAAGCACGCCAACCAACAAACAUGACGAAACAUGGCGCCGGCCUUUAGCGAGAGACACGGUUAAAAACAAUAUGGCGAACUAAACUAAAAGUCAGUGAAGUUUUACAGUUGUUUUACUCGUGUGCGCCAACACAAGUUAGCAAGGCGGGCUAAACACUGCAAGUUGCUUACAUGUCAACGUUGUCCCUCACCGCGGUGUAAACAGCCGGAGCACGUCCAGCCAUGAUAGAGGACAAGGGUCACCGCGUCACCGACUACUUUGUGGUGGCCGGGCUGACAGACAAGUCAGCACUGCUGGAGCACGACCUCUCUGAGGCCAAGUCAAGUGGGCCCAAGGCGCCCAUCACCGACCUGGCUGUCAUCAACAGGUCGUCGGGUGAGGUGGUGCCUGAGGGGUUCACCUGCAUCGACAGCACUCCCAGCGGCCAACUGGCCAACCUAAAUCACGGCAGCCUGAAGAGCCCCGAGCUCUUCCUGUGCUACAAAAGGACUCGUGGAAAGCCACCUCUCAUUGACGUUGGCGUUCUCUACGAGGGAAAGGAGCGUCUGAUACAGGGUUGCGAAAUCAUCCAGGCCACACCGUACGGCCGUUGCGCCAAUGUCAACAACAGCUCUGCCACCUCACAGCGCAUCUUCAUUACCUUCCGCCGUGCGCCUCCCGUCCAGCCCCAGAACUCCCUGGCGGUGACCGACAUAUGUGUAAUCGUCACCAGCAAGGGCGAGACACCACCGCAUACAUUCUGCAAGGUGGAGAAGAACCUCAACUGUGGCAUGUGGGGCUCCAGUGUGUUUCUCUGCUAUAAGAAGUCGGUGUCAGCAUCAAACUCCAUCACUUACAAAGCGGGCCUCAUCUUUCGCUACCCAGAAGAAGACUAUGAGUCUUUCCCCCUGUCAGAGUCUGUUCCUCUAUUCUGUUUGCCCAUGGGCGCCAAGAUUGAGUGUUGGGCACCAAACACCCGAGACCCGUUGCCCAUCUUCUCCACGUUUGUCCUGACCAUCAGCUCCGGUGAAAAGGUGUACGGGUCGGCCAUCCAGUUCUAUGAGCCAUACCCUGUGGAACAUUUGAGUGAGAAACAGAAGGUCCACUUAGGCCUGCUUACCACUGUGGAGAAGAAAGAAAUCCCCAACCGGCCAGUGAACACCAACAAAUGCAUCUGCCUGCUCUCUCGCUGGCCUUUCUUCGAGUCCUUCCGCAAAUUCCUUAUGUUCCUGUACAAGUUGUCGGUCUCCGGCCCGCACUCUUUGCCUAUUGAAAAGCACAUUUCACACUUCAUGCACAAUGUGUCCUUUCCUUCACCUCAAAGGCCUCGAAUCUUGGUCCAACUCUCUGCUCAUGACACCUUUAUCCUCUCUCAGCCUGUGUCGACACCUUUACCCCUCAGUGGCGCGGACUACAGCACCCUCUUGAUGAAUCUGGGCUCCGAGAACUGUGCCACGCUUCUUUAUUUUGUCCUGCAGGAGAACAAGAUCCUGCUGCACUCGCUCCGACCAGCAGUGCUUACAGGCGUUGCAGAGGCUGUGGUGGCGAUGAUCUUCCCCUUCCAGUGGCAGUGUCCCUAUGUCCCCUUGUGCCCGCUCUCCCUUGCGGGGGUCCUCAAUGCACCUGUUCCUUUCAUUGUGGGUGUCGACUCCCGCUACUUCGACCUCUACGACCCACCGCCGGAUGUUGUCUGUGUAGAUUUGGACACCAACACCAUCUACUUGUCAGACGAGAAGAAGCACAGCAACUUCAAGAACCUCCCAAAGAAGCCCUGCAAGAGCCUGGUCAACACUCUGAGCAAUUUGUACCACCAGCUGGCCACGGUUUCAGUCCGUCCGACAACGCAGACGGGCGUGGCGGUGGACAUGACCCCUAUCGAGGCAGACAUCACUUGGCACAAAAAGAAGACGGCCCUGGAGAUGGAGAUCCAGGAGGCUUUCCUGCGCUUCAUGGCUUCCAUUUUGAAGGGCUACCGCUUCUACCUCAAACCAAUCACCCAGGCGCCCUCUAAGAAGGCCACAGCCGCCGACUCCCUCUACGACCUGCAAGGUUUUCUCAAAAGCAGAGAUCGUGCUCACCAGAAGUUCUACUCGCAGCUUACCAAGACCCAAAUAUUUAUCCGCUUCAUCGAGGAGUGCACUUUUGUCAGCGACAAGGACACCGGCUUGGCCUUCUUCGACGACUGUGUCGAGAAGCUUUUCCCCUCUGAUAAACUCACUGACAAAGGCACCAAGGUGGAAGGAGAGUCAUCAGAGGACACCAGACUGCUUGAACUGGAUGAGUCGCAGAAGAGCGAGCACACCGUCUUUGUGAUGCCUCCUGAACCUCCGCCUGACGGUGAACAUGAGGCGCCAAAACGAUACACUUACAAGUGUUUCCCCCGGCUAAAGAUGGGGCUGUUUGACCGUCCUCUGGAGCUACGGCCUGCAAUCAGCAGAGGAACAGCGGGGGCCAGUCUCUCCAGCAGCCCUGCUCUACUAGCCAAACGUACCAAGCAGGAGAUCAAACUGGCGUACAAGAUGGCAAAGCGCUUCUACUCUGAUCCCCAGCUGUGGUCCCGCUGUCUGUUCAGCCACUGUUACAGCCUGUGGUUCAUCUGCCUGCCAGCCGCACUCCGCCUGGCCAAGUCUAAGAGUCGCGCCAUGCAGCAGGCGUACAAUGUCCUCUUAAAGAUGAGAACGACUGAGGUGGAGGUGUUGGAUGAGGUUUGUUACAGAGUGGUCAUGCAGCUCUGCGGCAUUUGGGGUCUUCCUGUUAUGGCUGUUCGAGUGCUGGUCGAAAUGAAGAAAGCUGGCGUCCAUCCCAAUGCCAUCACAUACGGUUAUUACAACAAGGCGGCCUUAGAGAGCCCAUGGCCGAGCAGAAAUCGUAGCGGACUUUUUAUGUGGACCAAGCUUCGCAAUGUGCUGCGCGGGGUGGCUCAGUUCAAGCAAGCUGUCAAGCAAUCUUCAUCCAGGAAGGCAGCAACAUUGUCAAGCACAGGAGGUCCAUCCUCAAACCGUUUGAGCAACUGCAGCGCGGACAGCACGGGAGACAUGGAGGAUCACCUGACCGGAGGCAAGCUGUGUCAAACAAGUAGCCAUUACGAUCAAGGCUACGGCUCCAAGGAUGAACUGCAUCAGGAACUUUCCGAGUCAUCACAUACAGCUAUGCUUGCGACUGCUGAGAGAAGCAAAGCCAAAGUACAGCAUAAUGGAGGAGACAUUUCUGGAUCAGUGGACAGUGCUUUCGCAGUGGCAGAGCCUCCUAGUCCUGUGGACGCUCCAUUGCCUGUCCAAAGUAUAGUGAGACUGUCCACAGGAAGCCUUGAUGCUGGCAGGGAAUCAGGAACGCUGUUUCGAAGGAAAAGCAAGACCGAUAACGUGUCUCUCCCUGAUGACGGUGCCUCGACGGAAGAUGGUAAACUGACAGCCCAACCUCAAAAUCAGCGACAGAAAGCCUUUGCCGAGCGCAGCCGUAGCUUUAGUGCUGAAACACGGGCCGGUAUGCUCUCGGACAAAGGCGUGGACCACAUGGCGAGCCAGCUUGGCGCCGACGCCCGCAUCCUUGCCGCGGCUCUCUCCGCUGCCCAGACCCUUACCCCUUGCGUGUCCAAAGCCCUCUUUCAGGACCUGGAGGAAGAGCCGGAAGAUGAUCAGGGACUGUUUGUUGGGAAGCUACCUGAUGAAGAAGCAGCAUCAGAGAAAGGAAAAGUAUUUGAGGUAAAGGUGGAUGGAAAAAAAGAGUCUAUUGAGAAGCGCGAGAGGAAACGUACUGAAACAAGUGAGGUGGAUGUGGGGGCAGACCCUCUUUCCCUCCUGAUGUCAGAAAGCGAAGAGUUGGCGUCUGUCACUAGCCAGGAGCCUCCUCGCUCAGUACCCCCUGUGGUGUCGCGCAACUUGGCCGAGGAGAUUGAAAUGUACAUGAGCCUGAAAAGCCCGCUGGGCAACAAGUCCUCCAGCAUGGAACUCAAGCAGCCAGAGGGCGAGUCCGCAGAUGCACCGCACUCAAAACAACCUUUUGAGCGCAGAUCCAGCCUUCCCGCUCCUGUGCCUCAAACACAGACUGGGUCACCGGCAGACACACCGAAACGGAGCCCCUCUACUGUCACGCGCUCCAAGACGUUUGCGGUAAAGUCGAAGCCUGCUGUCAACAAGGCCACUAGUCCAGCUGUGAGAUCGUCUUCACUGACGGCGCUCGUCAAGUCCUCCCAGGGGUCCUCACUGGGGUCUGUCAUCAACUCCAUCUCAGGCAUCAAGAUGGACAACUUGUUGUCUGGGCCUAAAAUUGACGUGCUCAAGUCUGGAAUGAAGCAGGCGGCCAAUGUGGCCAGCAAAAUGUUGGUGGCCGUUGCUACAGCGUACUCGUACUCAGACGAUGAGGAAGAACAAGGUCCAAGUGGAGGGGGAUUCCCUGCACACCUGGAUGAACACAUGUUGACAGAUGUAGAUGACAUUGUCGAGAGCGGGGCCAUCCCAGGUUUGCUAGCCAAUGGUCUAAACCAGAGCUGCACCAGUAUUGGCGGCGGCAGCAGCAGCAGCAGUGAUACUGGAAGAGGGACGCAGCUAACACAUGCAAUUCCGGGGCGAUCUGCCAGGGCUCCCGACUCUGAGCAAGGCUCCUCACACCACGCCUCCUCUUCCAGCAUCUUCCAGAGUCACGCACUGGAGGUGCUGAUGUCCAGCUGCUCCCAGUGUCGUUCUUGCGAUGCCUUGGUGUACGACGAAGAGAUCAUGGCGGGAUGGACGGCCAACGACUCCAACCUCAACACCAGUUGUCCGUUCUGUCGUGAAGCCUUCCUUCCUCUGCUGCACAUAGAGUUUCAUGACUUGCGUGCGAUGACCGGCUUCUACAUGAAUCCCAGUGCUUCAGGAGACAGUAUUCACAGCACUGGUGGACAACCCACAGCUCCCAAUGACAUGAAGACGCAGGACCUCAUUGAUUUCCCCACAGAAGAGCCAAGGGAGACUCUGGCUACCUCUCUUGGAACCCAUAAGAGCCUAAUUCCAGAGCCAGUGCAGUCUGAUCCGUUGGGCCUACUGGAGCACCAGGCGUCAGCCAAGACGAGCAGUGGCACGUCUCUCACACGCAGCAAUAGCGUCGGCGGCCCUCUACAGGGCCUGGACUCGUAUCUUGGACCCGGCCACGGCGUCUCUACCACCAGUCUCCCCUGCAGCCUGCAUGAAGUGUCGGAAGGAAUGACCGCAACAAGGCCAAACCCCAAGCCUGUGUCUGUGCCGUACCUCAGUCCCUUGGUGCUGCGCAAAGAACUGGAGACCCUCCUGGAGAAUGAGGGAGAUCAGGUCAUUUACACCCACAAGUUCCUUAGCCAGCAUCCAAUCAUCUUCUGGAACCUUGUUUGGUAUUUUCGUCGUUUGGACCUUCCCAGUCACCUACCCGGCCUCAUCCUGACCUCUGAACACUGCAACAACGGAGCACAGCUUCCACUGACAUCACUAUCCCAGGACAGCAAGCAAGUAUACAUCCUGCUGCUGUGGGACAACAUCAACCUACACCAAGACGCAGGAGAACCCCUCUACCUGCUUUGGAGGACAUUACUGGACAAAAAGGGGACGUUGGCGCCAACGGACCAUCAGGAUAUUCGCACGCUCCUCAACACCAUUGUCCGCAACAUCCAGACCAACGACGUAUACGGGCCUAUCAACCUGCUGAUCCGAGAGAGCAAACGGCUUCCGGAGGGCAUUAAGCGGCAGAGGAGUAUUUACAGAGAAAUUUUAUUUCUCUCACUUGUGGCCUUGGGACGGGAAAACAUUGACGUCGAGGCCUUUGACAGGGAGUACCUGCUGGCCUACGAGAAUCUGAGCAAGGAGCAACUCAAAUCUCUGCACCACAUUGACCGGCCGCCCAGCGCCAACGUGCAGUGGUGCCUCAAAUGUUUUGGCGCCCCUUUCAUCUAGUAUGUUACUAUCGGGACACCACGGUACUCCGAAUGGUGAUGCCACUGUUGGCCUUAAAUUUUAUGUGUAGCGUUUGUUGUUCUUACUUUUCCUAAGUGUCUUAUAGCCUGACACUGACUGUUAGUGCACUUUCUGGAAAACAAAAAAACACCUUCAUAACUCGUGUACAUGUUGGUUUUUUUGUUGUUGUUUUUUUUCUUUUUUUUUUUUAGGAGGAGCACAUUUUUUGUAACUUUUCUGGUUUGUCGGCUUUGAGUCUUAAUGAAUGUUAGUACCUUUCUUGGUGGCAUGUACAGGUGCAGAUUUAGGACCUCUGAUUUGUGUAAAUAUGUGUGCCAGCAGCACAAACGGAACAGAAUGAAGUCACAGACAAUCGCUACUUCAAAAGCAUGGUGGCUGUUUGCCUUUUAUAUUAUUCACUCCUGCUGUUCAUGACUCAGUUGACGUGUUAUUUUAUUUUAUUUUAUUUUUUUUUUACAGUUUCAACACAACAACUUUGCUCGGAGCUUUUCACUACUGCUGUUUAAUAUUUGAAAACAUUCCACUGAAAAAUGGACAAAAUACAACGUCCAAUUCACCCACCAGUCUUAACUUGUUUGUCCCUCCAAAACAAACAAACUUAAAGAAAGGAGUUUCUCUAUUUAUUUUUGUAUUAUUGACAUGCAGUCAGUGUUUUUAAUGACUAAUAACCCUUUUAAUGUGUCAUGAAAGAUUAAAACUUGUAACAAUUAAUCAAAAAUAGUGAUUCUCACCGUCCUGUGGAAAGGAAUGAAAUAUGUACACAGAAAUAUGCUGCAAUAAAACAAGUAUGUGACCAGA
Nerophis ophidion (straightnose pipefish) is the source of this 6771-nucleotide messenger RNA. It is a transcript of the gene dennd4c, whose product is annotated as DENN/MADD domain containing 4C. Gene Ontology annotation, cellular component: cytoplasmic vesicle. NCBI's taxonomy places the organism in Eukaryota, Metazoa, Chordata, Actinopteri, Syngnathiformes, Syngnathidae. The transcript has 34 exons. The coding region runs from base 298 to 5952 and encodes 1884 amino acids. Gene Ontology annotation, biological process: regulation of Rab protein signal transduction. The record is from RefSeq and is a predicted model, not a curated record. Gene Ontology annotation, molecular function: protein binding.